Olea europaea var. sylvestris is the source of this 339-nucleotide messenger RNA. RefSeq names its product rust resistance kinase Lr10-like. The transcript has a single exon. Gene Ontology annotation, molecular function: protein kinase activity. The coding region runs from base 1 to 339 and encodes 112 amino acids. The record is from RefSeq and is a predicted model, not a curated record. Lineage: Eukaryota; Viridiplantae; Streptophyta; Magnoliopsida; Lamiales; Oleaceae.
AUGGUUCUGGAAAUGGUUGGUGAGACGAAAAAUACUGAUACCAACACUGAUGAUUCAAGUGAAAUAUAUUUUCCUGACUGGAUAUAUUACCACCUCGCACAAAAUGCUCAACUUGAUCUCAAUUGCAACGUGAAUGAAGAUGAACAUUUGAUGAUAAGGAAAAUGAUAAUAGUUGGCUUAUGGUGCAUACAGAAUAAUCCUAGAAUGAGGCCAUCAAUGACAAGAGUGUUAGAAAUGUUGGAAGGGAACAUAGAAUCCUUGCAAAUCCCGCCUAACCUGCACAUUGCUUCACCACAUCUAUCAGCAGCAAAUCCUUCAACUUCCGAGUUAGCUCUCUGA